This is a messenger RNA of Pochonia chlamydosporia 170, 1113 nucleotides long. RefSeq names its product peptidyl-prolyl cis-trans isomerase. Gene Ontology annotation, biological process: protein peptidyl-prolyl isomerization; protein folding. Bases 1 to 1113 code for a protein of 370 amino acids. The record is from RefSeq and is a predicted model, not a curated record. Gene Ontology annotation, cellular component: intracellular membrane-bounded organelle. Gene Ontology annotation, molecular function: protein binding; peptidyl-prolyl cis-trans isomerase activity. NCBI's taxonomy places the organism in Eukaryota, Fungi, Ascomycota, Sordariomycetes, Hypocreales, Clavicipitaceae. The transcript has 3 exons.
AUGGCAACUGAAACCUCGACCCGGCCUCGCGUCUUUUUUGACAUUUCCAUUGGCGGCAAGGCAGCCGGCCGCAUCACAAUGGAACUCUACUCCGACCUGGUGCCUAAGACGGUUGAAAACUUUCGCUGUCUCUGCACGGGCGAGAAGGGCAACGGCAAGUCAGGCAAGCCGUUGCAUUACAAGGGUUCCAUCUUCCACCGGGUGAUUAAGCAGUUUAUGAUUCAGGGUGGUGACUUUACUGCUGGCGAUGGCACCGGCGGCGAGUCCAUCUACGGCAACAAAUUCGAGGACGAGGCGUUUCCCUUGAAGCAUGAGAAGCCAUUCCUCUUGUCCAUGGCCAAUGCCGGUCCUAACACCAACGGCUCCCAAUUCUUCAUCACCACAGUCCCCACCCCUCACCUAGACGGCAAGCACGUCGUAUUUGGCGAAGUCCUCAACGGCAAAUCCAUCGUCCGCCAAAUCGAGAACCUCAAGACCGAGUCCGGCGACAAACCCAUCAAGGAAGCCCUCAUCGCCAACUGCGGCCAGCUCACCGGCGACGAGGCCCUCCAAGCCAACGUCACCCAACCCGACGCCAUGGGCGACCCCCACGAAGACUACCCCGAGGACUGCAAAGGCGAGCUCGACGCCCAGACCAUUCUCAAAAUCGCCUCUGACUGCAAAGACUACGGCAACAAGGCCUUCAAGGCCGGCAACAUCGUCGUCGGCGUGGAAAAGUACGAAAAGGGCCUCCGCUACCUCAACGAGGACCCGGACCUAGACAACGAACCCGCCUCCACCAAGCAGAGCCUCGAUGCCCUCCGCUUCUCUCUCAACAACAACUCCGCCCUGCUGAGCGUCAAGCUCGAGGCCUGGGACGAUGCCAUCCGCCACGCUACCUCUGCGCUCAACGUGUCCGGUGCGUCGGACGCGGAUCGCGCAAAGGCCUUUUACCGUCGUGGCGUCGCCAACGUGCGUGCCAAGGAUGAGGAGGCUGCGCUCAAGGAUCUCGAGGAGGCGAGCAAGUUGGCUCCCAAUGAUGCCAUGGUUACCAAGGAACUGGCCUCGGUCAAGGCCAAGGCUACUGCGCGGGCGGCCAAGGAAAAGGCUGCGUUUAAGAAGUUCUUUUCUUGA